Messenger RNA from Neomonachus schauinslandi (Hawaiian monk seal), 3110 nucleotides. RefSeq names its product thyroid hormone receptor alpha (gene THRA). Bases 315 to 1547 code for a protein of 410 amino acids. The transcript has 9 exons. The record is from RefSeq and is a predicted model, not a curated record. Lineage: Eukaryota; Metazoa; Chordata; Mammalia; Carnivora; Phocidae. Gene Ontology annotation, biological process: positive regulation of transcription by RNA polymerase II; thyroid hormone receptor signaling pathway; cell differentiation. Gene Ontology annotation, molecular function: zinc ion binding; nuclear receptor activity; RNA polymerase II cis-regulatory region sequence-specific DNA binding.
CGCGCCACGCCGAGGGACUUCUGGACAGGACAAGACUCUAAAGCUACUCCCUCAGUCCAAGACACUCCCCCCCUCGGACCCAGCUUGCCCUCAGCCCUACCACCUGCCACUCCCUGGCCCCUCUCACCGCCCACCCCCCUCUUGGGGCACAGGGCAUGGUGUGACAGGCCAAGUGCUGAGGCGGGCACCAUGGGUGCUGUGCCCUAGGGCCUGGGUGGCAGGGGGUGGGUGGCCUGUGGGUGUGCCGGGGGGGCCAUUGUGCCCACCCCAGUCUCUUGGCGUGCUGGAGGGCAUCCUGGAUGGAAUUGAAGUGAAUGGAACAGAAGCCAAGCAAGGUGGAGUGUGGGUCAGACCCAGAGGAGAACAGUGCCAGGUCACCAGAUGGAAAGCGAAAAAGAAAGAACGGCCAAUGUUCCCUGAAAACCAGCAUGUCAGGGUAUAUCCCUAGUUACCUGGACAAAGACGAGCAGUGUGUCGUGUGUGGGGACAAGGCAACCGGUUAUCACUACCGCUGCAUCACUUGUGAGGGCUGCAAGGGCUUCUUUCGCCGCACAAUCCAGAAGAACCUCCAUCCCACCUACUCCUGCAAAUAUGACAGCUGUUGUGUCAUCGACAAGAUCACCCGCAACCAGUGCCAGCUGUGUCGUUUCAAGAAGUGCAUCGCCGUGGGCAUGGCCAUGGACGUGGUUCUAGAUGACUCGAAGCGGGUGGCCAAGCGCAAGCUGAUUGAGCAGAACCGGGAGCGGCGACGGAAGGAGGAAAUGAUCCGAUCACUGCAGCAGCGACCAGAGCCCACUCCCGAAGAGUGGGACCUGAUCCAUGUUGCCACAGAGGCCCAUCGCAGCACGAAUGCCCAGGGCAGCCACUGGAAGCAGAGGCGGAAAUUCCUGCCGGAUGACAUCGGCCAGUCACCCAUCGUCUCUAUGCCGGAUGGAGACAAGGUGGACCUAGAGGCCUUCAGCGAGUUUACCAAGAUCAUCACCCCGGCCAUCACCCGUGUGGUGGACUUUGCCAAAAAACUGCCCAUGUUCUCCGAGCUGCCUUGCGAAGACCAGAUCAUCCUCCUGAAGGGGUGCUGCAUGGAGAUCAUGUCCCUGCGGGCGGCUGUCCGCUAUGACCCCGAGAGCGACACCCUGACGCUGAGCGGGGAGAUGGCCGUCAAGCGGGAGCAGCUCAAGAAUGGCGGCCUGGGCGUAGUCUCGGACGCCAUCUUUGAACUGGGCAAGUCACUCUCUGCCUUUAACCUGGAUGAUACGGAAGUGGCUCUGCUGCAGGCUGUGCUGCUAAUGUCAACAGACCGCUCGGGCCUGCUGUGUGUGGACAAGAUCGAGAAGAGUCAGGAGGCGUACCUGCUGGCGUUCGAGCAUUACGUCAACCACCGCAAACACAACAUUCCGCACUUCUGGCCCAAGCUGCUGAUGAAGGUGACUGACCUCCGCAUGAUCGGGGCCUGCCACGCCAGCCGCUUCCUCCACAUGAAAGUCGAGUGCCCCACCGAACUGUUCCCCCCACUCUUCCUCGAGGUCUUUGAGGAUCAGGAAGUCUAAAGCCUCAGGCGGCCAGAGGGUGUGCGGAGCUGGUGGGGAGGAGCCUGGAGAGAAGGGGCAGAGCUGGGGGCUGAGGGAGGCCCCCCACCCCUCUUCUCUCCUUCCUCUCGUCCUCGGAUAGAUUCAGCUCCCACACACACCCCUGCACUGCCCGUCCCUCCUCAGAACCUCCAGCCCUGGGACAGGGCAAACACAUGAACUUGCUAUGAAAAGGACAGUGUGGGAGGCUGGGGGACCGUGUCCUGCAGUUCCCAGGACCCCGUCCUCUAAGAAGGUAGGGGAAGGGAGGGAGAACUAAGAGGGACAAGCCAUCUUGACCGUAGGGGAUGGAGGAAUGUGGGGUGGGGGGAAGAUGCCCUCAACUCAGCCCCUACACACACACAAGAGAGAGCCCCCCUGCCCAGAUCCUUGACCGAGGUUCCCCCUCCAGGCUAAGAGCCUCUCUGCUCCCCCGGAUGCCUGGGUGCAAAGAAAGGCUUGGCUUGGCUCCUCCCCCCUGGAGGUUAAAAAUUAGUCAUUCUAACUGCACUUUGGAAACCAGGCAAGGGGAGAAGAUAAAUGAAGAAAAACUAGACAGAGAGAAAAAGAAAAAAAAGAGUGAGCGACUGAUAGAGAGAGAGAGAGAUGAUAUUAAGUUAUUAACCGAGGCUGGCCCCCUACCACCCCUAAGCACUUUGAGAGCUGCCCCUCCCCCCCCCAAAUCAAAGAGAACUGCCCCCCCAUACCAGGUCCCCGAGGGUAGGGCUGCCGAUCAGAGCUGUGAGUUAACACAACAGGGUCCUGGCCAUCCCUCCUUGCCUUGCCCCUCCCUCUGUGCCCCUUCGGCACCCGCCCCCCCAGCCCAGUGCUCCCUCUGCUCUCUGCCACUCGUGCCCGCUGAGUUCCAUCUACCUCUCACGCUGGAUGCCAGCUGGCCCCUCACCAGCCUGCCCUGCUGCCCACACAGCUCCCCUCUCAAGUGCCCAGCCCCAGGGGCCUCUCCCUGCCCCCCCCCCACUCCUUCCACACCUUGGCACCCACACAGGAAAAACUGUGGCUCCAACUCCUGCCCUCCUCACAUCUGCAGUAUUAGCUACAAUCCAGAUGCUGCUGCGCUGGGGGAGGGGGCGGGGGGGGGGCGGUGUGUGUGAGCUUCUCCCAGAGCCUCCACUCCCUUAGGACCCUGUCCCGCUCUGUCUUCUGGGCUCUCUCUAACCUCUGCCCUCUUCCCCACUCCCACUCAAUGCACUAACCCAGACUCGGGGUGGGCAGGCACCAGAAUGGGGGUGCCUAGACAAAUGGCACUUAGUUGGGGCCCCAGGGGAGGGGGCGGUUGGUGCUCCUCCUUUUUUCUUUGAAGCUCUUUAGGCCAGCCGCCCCUCUGCCCCUAGGACCCCUUUCCCCUCUUCUUUUCUCUAAUUCAGGGACUUUGGCUUGAGCCACCUCCCACCCUCCUGGUGAGGAGUGCUCUGUUGGUCUGCACUUGGGUGAGCUGCCCUCCUCCUCUUCCUUUUGGCUAUUGCCCACUGCCCACUCCACAGGGGAGAGAGGGAGGGAGGAGGUAGCCCUCCCAUGGGUGGGGGG